Magnusiomyces paraingens is the source of this 8358-nucleotide messenger RNA. RefSeq lists its product as uncharacterized. NCBI's taxonomy places the organism in Eukaryota, Fungi, Ascomycota, Dipodascomycetes, Dipodascales, Dipodascaceae. The coding region runs from base 1 to 8358 and encodes 2785 amino acids. The record is from RefSeq and is a predicted model, not a curated record. The transcript is spliced from 3 exons. Gene Ontology annotation, cellular component: nucleolus; small-subunit processome; 90S preribosome.
AUGGGCCUUACAACUAAGAAGGCCCCCAAACAUGGGACACAGUCUUAUAAAAAUCAUACUUAUGUUCCCUUUUCCGAACGUGUAAACGCGAUCAAGAUUGAUCCUAUUCGCAAGCUGAGGAGAAAGAAGGGAUCCGCAGGUGCAGUGGAGGAUGACGAAAACACAAAAUCUUACUUUUUAGCGGCUUUUAAUCACUGGGCUGCUUUAAACUUAUCUACAAAUUUCACUGACUUUGCAAGUGAAUGUGCGCCGCUCUGCCAAUCCUUGCCUUUGAUUCUUCAUAACCAAAAGGAAAUUAGUCAGUUACUUCUAAAGUAUAUCGCAAAGAAGGAUGAACAUUCUUUGGAAUCAUUAUUAGAUCUUACUACUCAUUUUGCUCGUGAUCUCGGUCCUGAUUUCGAGCCAUAUUACCCACCUACUCUUAAGUUGCUGAUGGAACUCACCACUCUUUCUAAUCUUUCAGUCAUCGAAUGGACAUUUAAUUGCAUCGCCUAUUUAUUUAAAUAUCUUUAUCGAUUACUAGUUACGAAUCUUGUCCCUACAUUCGACCUUUUAUCACCUUUGCUUUGCUAUGCUCGCACCACCGAUCCGGAUGAUACUACUCAGUUCAGAAAGGCAUUUGUUGGUAGAUUUACUGCUGAAUCUUUAUCGUUUUUGAUUAGAAAAUCUACCGGAGAAUCUUUGCAAAAAAUAAUUACUCAUAUUGUUUCAAAGGUGUUGAAAUCUAAGAAGGAAGAAGAAGAAGGCACUGGUAACCGUGAAUUUUUUGAUUCUUGUGCAAUUUUAUUGAUUGAAACAAUGAAGAGCUCUCCUGGAAACUUACACUCUCGCACUGCAAACAUCAUUGGCGCUUUGUUUAAUACGGUCACCAGUCCUGAUACAGAAAUUACUUUAGAUGACUUUCAUAUCAUUGCCGAUUAUUUUGCUCUCAUAUACUUGGAUCUCAUUGAGUACUCCACUCCGGAAAGUGCUACCGUUUUAUUUGAUCAAGCUUACAUGCUUUCGACAACAUCGAUUGCUCAGUUUAACAAUAGCAAAAAGGAAAACGCAUGCAAUUACUUUAUAAUACCAUGCAAGCUGAUAUAUUCUCUUGCUGCGCUUAAGCGUGGCAGCAGGGUUAGCGACUGGAAUGGUGUUUAUUCGAGCUUAAUAAAAAUUAUUUCAAUAUUAGAUCCUACCAAAAACAAAUCUUUAAAGCUCACUGCUAGUUCUAUUCAACCUCUUGCUCCAUAUUUGAUUGAAGCUUCGGUAGGUCCAAUUACAACAUCUGAAUUAAAGUAUUCUGCAGGCUACUCAAUCAAGAUUUUUGAGCACUUUCUCCAAAUUGCUGACGGGUGUCUUUUCCUUCCAUUUUCAAACUCAUUUCUGGAAACAGCUCCUGAAAAAUUUCAAAGUUUUGCUCCAUCAUUCAUUACUAAAUUCAUUAACAAAUAUCAUACGGAAUAUAUUAAUGAAAUUUCUUAUUUGAUUUCCAACAUCAACAAAGCAGGCUUGCUCAAUAAAGAUACUACGGCCUCAAAAUCUGGAUUAAGAAUUAAUCUUUCUUCUCCAUAUACAAAGGCAAUCAUUGCCAGAAUAAAUGGGUUUAAAAAGUUUGAUACCAGCACCGAGGAUUCACUCAGCAAAUGCGUUCAAUUAUGGUGGGAUCUUGAAGUCGUUUCUAUUUCUGUUUUAAUAAACAGUGAUUCCAUCGAUAUUUCUAGACUACUGUCUGUUUUAGUGAAGGAUUUUGAUGGUGAUGCUGCUAAUGUAUCUUCUCUUCGAGCAUCUCUUGUCGGAAAGCUUUUCUCUGUCACUUCCAACAUUUCAAAUUUUUCUACAGAAGAAUAUAAGAAACUAAUUUCAAUGAUUAAAAAUGUUUUUGAUUCUUUUUCCACUUCAUUUGAUGUUGUGGAAGGUUUUAGCAGCUUCCUUUCUUCGUUGAUCAAGACUUCUUCGUUUGAAGUGCUUUCUGCUGACGAGGUCAAAAAAUUUUCUUUUUCCAUAUGUAACAAUCUUAUUAGUUCUUCUGAUUCUAUGCGCUCUCUUUCUUUGAACGCCAUUGCUCAAUUGUUUCUUGCAACAAAGCAACCGGUUCCGAAGCUCAUUACACAAUGUCAAGGUGUUGAUACCACUGACAUUGAUCUCAGAAACUCUAGAAACAUUCCUAUCCAACUCCGAAGCCUGGGUGCUGCCUACACAGUCACCGCUGUUGAUGAAGUUGCAGACAAGGCUGUUGUAUACUUUUUGUUUGGUUUGCUGACAGUCAAAUUCAAGCCCACCACUGAUGGUGCCAUGGAUGCCAUUUCCAAGGCUGCUGAACGUGCUGGUGACCUUAUAUGGAAGCUUUUCUACCAGUGGAUUAGUUACAAUGCUGACAAGCAAAACUCCGACUUUUCUCUCUUAGAUGCUGAACCUCUGCCAACAGAAGAAUCUAUGGAACUCCAGUCUUCGACGGCCCUACCAGAGAUUGGCUGCUCAAUAUCUCGCAAAGUAACUAGAAACACAUUGCUGAGCAUUGCAAUUUUUAGCAAGGGCGUUUCCAAUGCUUCUACUUUGCAAGUUGAGGAAUCAAUUGCUUUUCCUACAGUUCCUUCUAACAGACGAUACAUGACUCUUCAAGCUCUUGUCAAAGUUUCUUGGUUGGCUGAAAAGCAUGCUGAAGACUUAUUGCCAUUUAUUUUGGAAGAGGAAGAAGAAGACGAGGAAGCUGAUGAAGAAGAGGAAGAUGAUGUCUCUCUUGCUUCUCCGGUAACUACCGUUGACUCGUGGACCAUGAAGGAGCGCGAUUUGCUUCUUGAAACAUUUUCCAAUUUUAAAAACCCAGAAAAGAUUGAACACUCCGAUGAGCUUUAUAACAGAUACUUAUACUUGCUCAGCCACAGUCAAGUUCAGAUUCAAAAGAGAGCUCUCAAGUGUAUAGACACUUUUAAGAACCCCAUCAUUCACAAAUACUUUGAGAAUCUCGAUUGGCUUCUUGAUAACGUUCGUUUUCGCGAGGAACUUGCAUAUCUUUUUAGAACAUCUGGUGACAAUUCUGUUCAUCCCGAUGAGCUUCCUGUUCUUCUCCCUCUCAUCAUUAGACUCCUGUUUGGUCGUUCUCAGAUUGCUCGUGAAGGCCGUCGUUCUGCAGUAAUUCAAAGUUUGGGUACCGUUCCUUCUGAGUACAUACGUGAAUUUGUUGUUCUUGCGACUGAUCGUAUUGAGUCUCGCGAAUUCUUUUCUGAGCCUGCAGCAAAGGUUUCUAGUACAAGUGUUAUUUCAUUAAACGAAAAGAUGGCUACUGCUCUUCAAAAUACAAACUUUACCGUUAAGGAUUUGCGCCGCCAAAUGGGUUUCUUGAGUAUGCUGGAAGAUAUGUUGAGAGAAAUUAGAACGCACGUCAAGUCUGCACUAGACGUCAUUUUAGAAUCACUGAUGUUUUGUUUGUAUACUUCUCAGUAUAACUUACAAGCUUCAGUAUCAGCUGUCGAGGGUAAAAAGGCUACUCAUGAAGCCAACAUUUUGAAAACCAUCAUGCAAGCUGGUAUUCGCUGCUUGAAUUUGAUUUUUGACACUUUUGAUAAAGACAGAUCUCUGGAUUUCAGUUCUUUUUUCAACACUCUUUAUAAGUACAUUUUCUCUCCAAAUUUACGGCACUUAUACUUUAAUACUUUGAAGUUCCCCAAUGUCUUUAUGCGAUUCUUUGGUCUUCUUUCUAAGUCGGCUCGCUACUGGAAGCUUCUAGCGCAUGACAAAUGUGCCAUCUUUGCUCGCUUUGUAUCUUGCAUUCAAGUGGAGACAAUUGGUGACAAGGUAGUUGAGAUUGUUAUUGAUUCUGUCCGCAGCAUUUUGGCGCUGAACGAUGUUUCCGAAUUUUCUUCAAACAAGAAGGAUGCUUCUCUUUGGAAGAAGCUUAUGGAUGUUUCUGUGCCAAUUGUUUUGGCCAGUCUUCCUGCUCUUUUCAACAGAGAUUCUACACCUUCCUACAUUUUGCAAAAGGAGUCAGCUCUCCUUGUCAAGCUUACCACUGCAGGUUUCAUUACUGACAAGAAGAUUCGCGAUGAGCUUAUUCAUGUUUGUCUUACGGCCAUGGACAAACCCUCGAAGAAGAUUUCUCUGCAAGUUAAGGGCGACAUGCUGGAGGCACUCUCAUCUAUUCUUUCUGAUUCCGAUGUUCCUACGAGCAAGAUUAUUAGUGCCUACCAUGGUCUUGCCAAACUAUUUUUGGAGUUUCACGAUGUUUAUCCUCGCAAGAGUUUAUGCAAGCUUUAUGCCGUUUUUGGAGACAGAGUCCCCGAGUUCAAGCGUGCUGGCAGACUUGUUUCAUGUCUUAAUGCUUUCUCUGCAGACCGUAUGGGUGUCCCUGAUUACGAUGCCCGUCUUGAUGGUUAUCAGGAAAUCAAUGAGGAAAUUUACAACAAUCUUACGGAAACGGAAUGGAAGCCAUUGCUUUACAACUUUUUGUACUACAUUCAGGAUCCUGAAGAGUUGUCAGCCAGAGAAGGAUCAGCAUAUUCUUUGCGCCGAUUUGUGGAUUGUUUUGCUGGCAAGUCUUCUUCCGAGCAGGCUCAACCUUUGAUUGCUCUUUUGGAGUCCAUUGUUCUUCCCCAGAUUCGUUCGGGUAUUUUGGUUAUCGACGAACUUAUCAGACACUGGUAUAUUAAUGUCCUUGGGCACUUGGUUGCCAAUGGUACUUGGUACUCUGUUUUGGAUGAUAUGAAAGCUCUUUUGGGUGAUGAUGACGAGGAUGCUAAAGAUGAUGAAGAAGACGACACUGAAGAAGCAAAUGAUAAGAUUGCUCUUUCUGCUCCUGCCAAGAGUAGCAACUUUUUCCGCAAUAUUGUUAGCGUUCACAUCCCCUCUCGCAAGAAAGCCAUUAUUCAACUUGGUGUUGUUGCCAAGCAAAUCAAACUUACAGAUCCAAGCAUUUCAGACUAUUUGCUUCCUAUCACAGAACAUUAUAUUGACUAUGCGCCAGAACCCAACAAUCCGAUUACUGUUGCUGCAGUUGAUACUAUUUCGGAACUGUGUCGUCAUUUAUGCUGGGAUGAAUACAAGGAUGUUACUCGCCGCUAUGUUUCAUUUGUUAAGACCAAGCCUUUGAACAUGGCAGUUAACAUUAGAUUGAUAAGUGCUGUGUCUAAUGCUUUUGACAAGGAAGACGAGGAUGAGGACGAGGAAGAUACCGAAGAUAAGAUGGAAGUUGAAGGCUACCCUGGUGCAAUUUUGCUUGCAAAUGUCGUUCCAUCUGAGAAAGAGUUUGCCAACUUUGUUUUGAAUGAAAUCAUGCCUAUUCUUCAGGGUGCAAUUUCUACUAACAAUGAGGAUUUGUUGCGCGAGCAUGUUGGUCUUCUUACACCCGUUGUCAAGUUCCUUAAGGCUCUUCCCUAUGACUUGUUUGUCGUGAAGCUUCCUGGAGUCUUGACCAACGUAUGCCAAGUGUUGCGCUCAAGAUCCGAAACAUUGCGAACAAAGGUGCGCAAGGUGUUGCGCGAAGUUACUAAGCUCCUUGGUGCCAAGUAUUUUCCCUUCCUUGUGCGCGAGCUUCGUAGUGCUCUUCGCCGCGGUGCAUAUUUGCAUAUUUUGGGCUUCACUGUUCAUAAUCUUUUGUCUGAGCUUACACCAGUGCUGAAGCAUGGUGAUUUAGAUAACUGUAUUGACUUGAUUCCAGAAAUUAUGAUGGAAGACAUUUUUGGAGUAACUGGUUUGGAGAAGGAGGCUGAGGACUAUCACAGUAAGCUGAUGGAAGUCAAGAAGCAAAAGAGUUUUGAAACUGGUGAGCUUAUGGCUUCUAAUAUUUCUCUGAGCAAGUUUGGCAAACUUCUUGACCCUGUGCGUAUGAUUUUGUUGUAUGAGAAACUUAAUGUGAAGAGCGAGCGCAAGGUUGAAGAGUUGUUGAAACGGUACGGUCUUGGUUUGAACCAGAAUGAAGAGUCUGGAUCUCGCCAGGUUCUUGUGUUGGCGUAUGAAUUGUACAAAAUGACGCAAGACUUGGAGAAGGAAGAGGCAGAGGCUCUCAAGGCUCAACGUGAGGAGGAGGAUAAUGAUGCACUGAUGGAGCAGGCUUAUUACGAGAAUGACCAUUUCCGUGUUGACCUUGCUGGUGCAACAACACCAUUGACAAGCAAACAGAUGCAGCGCCAGGAACGCCGGAGUGUGUUUGGUGGUGGUCCUAAGCCGAAACACUUUUACACAGACAAUUUGCACAUGAUUAUCAAGUUUGUGUUUGAGAUGAUUCGCAGAGUGUUGAACAAGCAUUCUGAGUUGUUGUCUGCUACCAAUGUGACUGCAUUUAUUCCAAUGCUUGGAUCGCAGUUAACAUCUAAGUUUGAGGAUGUUCAGAUUGCAGCAUUGCGCUUGCUUGUUGUUAUUUUGCGUCACAAGGUUACUGCUGAAUGUAUUGACGAGAAAACUAUUUCUGAGGAAUAUAUCCAUGAAGUGAUUCAAAUUGUGAGAAGUUCGCCGAGUACCAAUUCAGAGCUGUGUCAGGCAGCAUUGCAAUUCAUGACUGCUGUUUUGACACAUCGUGAUACUAUUACAGUUCCAGAACCUGCUAUUGCGUACUUGCUUGAGCGUGUGAAGCCCGAUAUUGAAGAACCUGAACGUUAUAAUACGACGUUUUCGUUUGUGCGAGCUGUUAUUGGACGUGCAAUUUUGAUUCCUGAAGUUUACGACGUUAUGGACAAGAUUGCAGCAGCCAUGGUUACUAAUCAGACCAAAUCUACGCGGGAUGUGUGCCGUAAUACAUAUCUUGAGUUUAUGACUGAGUACCCUCAAGGAAAGGAUCGGAUUCGCCAGCAGUUUAAGUUUUUGGUAGACAAUUUGCAGUACAAGGGGAUUGAUGGCCGGUUGUCAGUUAUGGAGUUGAUUCAUUUACUGAUUGAGCACAUUGACUAUACGCAUUUGAAAGAUGUGACUACUUCGUUUUUUGUUGCACUUGCACUUGUUUUGCAGAAUGACGAUGCUGCUUCUGCUCGUGAAAGUGCGGCAGUGUUAAUUAAGCAAUUGUUGGAGCGUGCGCGUGGUUCUGAGCUUGAGAUUAUUGACAAGUACGUUGUGGCUUGGUUGCAAGCGCCAAUUAGCAAUGGUCUUUUGUUACGGGGUGGAUUGCAGAUUUCAGGAUUGUACUUUGACCAGCUUGGAAUCCACAAGAAUGCCAAGCUUGUUCCUCUUGCUCAAACACGGAUUUCUGAGAUUUUGAGUUUAGCAGGUAAGAAGCCUAAGGAAGCAGCUAAGCCUGGUUUUGAAUCUGAUGAUGACGAUGAUGACUACGUCAGCCCAUUCCCUAAGGAAGAGGAUGAGAAGCAACAGCCUGCUGUGGAAUGGGGGCUGGUUUACUUUGCGUUGAGGUUGUUUACAAAGAUUGUGGACCUGGAGCCUGCGCUUGGUUACUCGCAAAGCUGGGCGGAGCGUUGGAAGCUUGUUGAAGGAGUGAUGCUUUAUCCCCAUGCAUGGAUCCGAUUAGCAUCGUCGCGACUUCUUGGGCAAUUGCUUGGGGCUGUUCAGGAGGAGGCUGAUAAGUAUCCAGCUGCAGCAAAGUAUAUUUCUGUCGAGUCGUACAAGUUUGCUGAAGAUGAAGAAGAGGCGAAGAUUAAGUUUAGUUAUAUUUCUUUGACUGAAAAGCAGGUUGAGCAGCUUGCUACUCCUGAUGUUGCUGGGGAACUUGCGCUGCAGAUAGCAAAGAAUCUUGUUUUCAUUAGCAUGAAGCUAGAGGAAUAUGGUAUUACAUAUGAGCCGGAGGAGGCUGAUGAAAGUGAAGAGAAAGAGAAAGAAAAAGAAAAAGACAAGUCUGCUUUACAUUGGCUUGUGGCCAAGGUUGGAUUAAUUCUGCGCACUGAGAAGCGAUCGCACAAUCUUUUUGAGUCCAAGAAGGCUAUUAUUCAGUUCCUUGCGUCAGUUGUGACUACAGUGUCUGUUGAACGGGCUACUAUGCUUGCCCCAGGUAUGAUUUACGGGGUAUAUCCUUAUAUCGAGGGCCUAAUUACGAGCGCUGGAGGCAGUGAUGGAUCAGACACUAAGGCGAAACAAACUCAUGAGAUCCAGACGCUUUCCCAAGAGGCUGUUGAGAUUGUACGGGAGAAACUUGGGACCACCGCAUACAUGAAGGCCUACGGAACAGUGCGGUCACGCGUUCUCGAUUUACGAGCUGAGCGCAGAAAGCAGCGAGCAGUAGCAGCAGUUGCAGAUCCUGCUGCGUUUGCAGCGCAGCGACUUGAGACACGAAGCAAGAAGCGGGCCAAGAGAAAGGAGCGGGACCAGAUAGAGAAUGGCAGGGGAGUAGCUGGAGUUAAGAGGGUACGUGGUGUGAACUAUUUUGAUGGCAAUGGAGCCGAUGAUGAGAAGAAAAAGAAGAAGAAGAAGAAAAGUAAGGGAGGUCGGAGUUCAAUUGCAUUGUAA